AUGAGACUCAAGGGUUAUGCUGAACAUAAAAACGGCUGGCCGAGGAACGAACGUUCCACGCUCGGCCAAAUCACAUCCGUCCGUCUGAAGUCUCGGCCAAAGUUAAAACCGUCCGGCCGAUCACGCAUCACGACCCGGGAAACUAAGCCCGCGGUCGGCCAAGCCACAACCGCUCACGCCAACCGCGCACGACCAUGCCGCGCGAGCCGGGAAACAAAGCCUCGCGGCCGCGCAACCUGUCUCGCGUACCACGGCCGAUGCGCAUCCGAGCCGGGAAACUACGUCCCGCGUCCGGCCGAAAUCAUCGGCCAAACUUCACCGUCCGACCGCCGGCCGACCACGAACCGUCCGGCCACGACCGUUCCGAUCGUCUAG
Microthlaspi erraticum is the source of this 375-nucleotide messenger RNA. NCBI's taxonomy places the organism in Eukaryota, Viridiplantae, Streptophyta, Magnoliopsida, Brassicales, Brassicaceae. The record is from the annotation of a GenBank genome assembly.